Molecule: messenger RNA, 366 nt
Organism: Penicillium mononematosum
Lineage: Eukaryota; Fungi; Ascomycota; Eurotiomycetes; Eurotiales; Aspergillaceae
Product: CTAG/PCC1 family protein
Exons: 2
Coding region: 1-366 (121 amino acids)
Cellular component (GO): EKC/KEOPS complex
Source: RefSeq, a predicted model, not a curated record
AUGGCUCUCACACAACCAGCCAAUCCCGAGUUCCCUUGCUCACUCACAAUCUCCCUCCCUCUUCCGACCAAUCGCCUUGCAUCGUGCGCUCUACGCGCCUUGGAAGUUGAUGCCGAACUAUCCCCUCUUGUGCGACGGACUUUGACCCUCGUGGCUCCGGCGGUCGAAGCCCCAUCCGAGCCGCAAGAAAAAAGGCAAAAGCAAGACCCCGACGAGUCUAAAACCGUGUUGAAGAUAACAUACACCGCGACGACCAACCGGAUGCUGCGCGUUUCUGUCAAUGGAUUUAUGGAGAGUCUGGGUGUCGUACUUGGGGUUAUGGCAGAAUUGGAUGUUGAUGUGCUCAAGGCUGAGAUGGAGGGCUGA